AUGGAAAAUAUUGAAGUGCUUAAAAGAAGUUUGAAUACAGAAAAAGUAUUCUAUGAAUUAGAUUGGCAUACACUUGAUAUGGAUAAAUCAUUUGGAGAUUCAAUUUAUGAUAAAUUUGAACAACUUAAAAGCAGUGAUGAUCUUAUAUCGAAUAAAAAAGCAAAAUAUAAUGUUAAUAAAAAAAAAAAUGAUGAUAAGAAUAAUAUCGAAAAAAAUUGUAAGUCUAUUCUAAUAAAUAAAGAAGGAAAUCCAAUAGAAAACAACAAAAAAAAUGUAUGCAAAGAAAUUAAAUGGGAUUGUAAUUAUAACCAACUAUUUUGUGCAUAUAAUAAUGAUACUAAUAAAUAUGAACACAAUCCAAUUCCAAGUACUCCACUUUGUUCAUGUAUAAAAGACAAAUCAGCAGAAAAAAAAAGUCCAUAUGAAAUAAAAAAAUGUAAUUUUAUAAAAGAAGUAAAUAGUGAAGAUUCAUCUAAAAUAUGUUUUAUUCCAUCUGUUGAUAUUUUAUAUGAUAAUGAAAAAGUUAUAUUUUUAUUUUUUAUAUCUGGAAACUUAGAAAAUUUUAGUGUUCAAUCAACCGAUAAUUAUAUUACUAUAUCAGGUAAUAAAAUCCCUUAUGAUAUACAAAAAUGUACCAAUUAUUAUUCCCAUGAAAUAAAGAAAGGGUAUUUUUUAAGAACUUAUUAUUUUAUGAAACCAAUAGAUAAAGAAAAUAUACAUUAUGAGCAUAAACAUGGAAUUAUGAAAGUAUGUGUCUAUUUGCUCAAAUAA
Messenger RNA from Plasmodium yoelii, 771 nucleotides. RefSeq names its product conserved Plasmodium protein, unknown function. The coding region runs from base 1 to 771 and encodes 256 amino acids. Lineage: Eukaryota; Apicomplexa; Aconoidasida; Haemosporida; Plasmodiidae. The record is from RefSeq and is a predicted model, not a curated record. The transcript has a single exon.